GGGCGGCACGCGGCGGCUGGCGCCCCCCGGGCGGAACCCGUUCGUGCACGAGCUGCGCCUCGGCGCCCUGCAGAAGCUCCAGGUGGCCUUCAUGACGCUCACGCUGUUCCCCAUCCGGCUCCUGCUCGCUGCCUUCAUGAUGCUGCUGGCCUGGCCCUUGGCGCUCGUGGCCUCGCUGGGACCUGCCGAGAAGGAGCCCGAGCAGCCCCCAGCGCUGUGGCGGAGGCUGGUGGACAUCCUGCUCAAGGCCAUCAUGCGUGCCAUGUGGUUCGCCGGCGGCUUCCACCACGUGGCCGUGAAGGGGCGGCAAGCGCUGCCCAGUGAGGCCGCCAUCCUCACGCUGGCCCCACACUCGUCCUACUUUGACGCCAUCCCUGUCACCAUGACCAUGUCCUCCAUUGUAAUGAAGGCGGAGAGCAGAGACAUCCCAAUCUGGGGAACCCUGAUCCGGUACAUACGGCCGGUGUUCGUGUCCCGGUCCGACCAGGACUCGCGCCGAAGAACCGUGGAGGAGAUCAAGAGACGGGCGCAGUCGGGCGGAAAGUGGCCGCAGAUAAUGAUUUUCCCAGAAGGAACCUGUACCAACAGGACCUGCCUAAUUACCUUCAAGCCAGGUGCGUUCAUCCCCGGAGUCCCUGUGCAGCCUGUGGUGCUUCGAUACCCAAACAGGCUGGACACCAUCACAUGGACGUGGCAGGGCCCUGGCGCGUUGGAGAUCCUGUGGCUCACGCUGUGCCAGUUGCACAAUCGGGUGGAGAUCGAGUUUCUGCCCGUGUACCGCCCAUCCGCCGAGGAGCGCAGGGACCCCGCGCUGUUCGCAGCCAACGUGCGGCGCGUCAUGGCCGAGGCCCUGGGUGUUUCUGUGACUGACUACACGUUUGAAGACUGCCAGCUCGCGCUGGCGGGGGGACAGCUGCGCCUCCCGCCCGACUCCUGCCUGCUGGAGUUCGCCAGGCUGGUGCGAGGCCUCGGGCUGAGGCCGGAAAAGCUUGAAAAGGACCUGGACAAGUACUCAGAGAGGGCGACGGGGAAGCGGGGCGAGAAGGUCGGCCUGGCGGAGUUCUCGGCGUACCUGCAGGUGCCGCACUCGGACGUGCUGGAGGACAUGUUCGCGCUCUUCGACGAGGGCGGCUGUGGUGAAGUGGACCUGCGGGAGUAUGUGGUGGCCCUGUCGGUUGUGUGCCGGCCGUCCCAGACCCUGGACACCAUCCAGCUGGCGUUCAAGAUGUACGGGGCGCCGGGGGAUGGGAGCAUCCAGGAGGACCACCUCGCCCGCAUCCUCAGGGCCGCCCUGGGCGUGGCAGAGCUGUCUGUCACAGACCUGUUCCGGGCCAUCGACCAGGAGGAGAAGGGGAGAAUCUCAUUCGCCGACUUUCAGAGGUUCACAGAGCUGUACCCCGACUUCGCCGAGGAGUACCUGUACCCCGAGCAGCGGCCCUUCCACGGCUGUGCCCAGACGCCGCCCACGCUGACCCCCAACGGCUUCUGUACCGACUUUAGCCCCGAGAGCUCAGACUUGGACAAGCCACCCUGUAAGAAACUGGACUAGGGCUCGUGGACCCGAGGACCAGGCCCCUCCCACAGCCGCCAACUCCAUACAACCAGGAGCCCAGUCCCCAGGGACCUCCGUCUUGCGCCUGAGGGCUUCGGGCUGAGUUCCGGGAGACCCAGGCCCUGUGCAGUGCUUCUCCGUGAAGAGUCUGAGCUCAGAGUGUGUGGGGAGCCGGGCCUCGGGACGCGGGCCGGGGCCGGGUGGGCGCCAAGCACACCCUUGCUCCACACGGAGAGUCCGGUCUGAGUUCCUGCCAUCCCCUCCUGAAGCCCCAUCCUGUCUGGUCAAGCUGAGGUCACCUGCGCUCUGAGCCAGCGCGGCCUCUGCCACCUCGGUCAUACUCGGGGUCACCUGCGCUGUGAGCCAGUGGGGCCUCCGCCUCCUUGGGGUCACAACACAGAGGCACCACCAUCUGGUUUUUAAACAUUUCUAUAUUUGCGCGCGAGCUCAUGCGUAUUUUAUAACUUCAUUUAGGUACUUCAGAAGAUAUUCAGCAUUUUUUUAGGAAAAGAGGAAAUGUUUUUUCUACUUCAUUGUUCCUGUUGAGCUCGGAGGUCAUUUAUUUGUUGGCCCUUCCCUGACAGACUCUGAGGCGGUCUCGGGCACGGCCAUACAUGCCCAGCCGGUGCCCCCUGCACCCGGCCCCAAGGUGCCUCUGGUCUCCAUCCUUUUGGAAUCCCCUCUUUUUUAUAACUUUACCAUUUUGGUGGUUCUGUUUCAGCACAACAAGAUCUACUUCACUGUA
Molecule: messenger RNA, 2297 nt
Organism: Chinchilla lanigera (long-tailed chinchilla)
Lineage: Eukaryota; Metazoa; Chordata; Mammalia; Rodentia; Chinchillidae
Gene: Lpcat1
Product: lysophosphatidylcholine acyltransferase 1
Molecular function (GO): calcium ion binding
Source: RefSeq, a predicted model, not a curated record